Metopolophium dirhodum (rose-grain aphid) is the source of this 611-nucleotide messenger RNA. RefSeq lists its product as uncharacterized. Lineage: Eukaryota; Metazoa; Arthropoda; Insecta; Hemiptera; Aphididae. Bases 26 to 529 code for a protein of 167 amino acids. The record is from RefSeq and is a predicted model, not a curated record. The transcript has 3 exons.
AAGAAAAGGUGUAUGCUUCAAAAUAAUGAAUCCUAUAUACAAAAGAAGCCAACAAAAAAGGCGUCUUUAUAAUAAGAUAAAAAGUUUGAAAAAUGAGAUAGAUAAUUUAAUGAACAAGUACAAAACAUUGAAAAUUGAAAAGAUUGAAGAAAUUGUAAAAGAUCUUUCAGCUAAACAAAAAGAAGCUGUUAGAACUAUUUUUAAAGCUUCAUCUGUAAAAUCUCAAAAAGGAAUGAGAUAUUCUAAUGACUGGGUAUAUGAAUGUAUACUAAUGAAGAUUAAAGGACCAGCUUUAUAUAAAAAGAUUAGACGUGACAACAUUUUACCAUUACCAUCCCUGUCAACUUUACAGAGGUAUAUUCAGCAAUUGCAGCCUUCAUAUGGAUUUCAAGAGAGUGUUUUUAAAAUGAUAGAAGAAAAAGCUAAAUUUAUCCCUAAUUUUGAAAAACACGGAUGUUUGAUAUUGGAUGAAAUGGCUUUAACUCCAGCGGUAUCAUUUAAUAAAUCCACAUUAGAAGUUGAUGGUUGAAGAUGAAAUGGGAGAUCAUGCGUUGGUAAUUAUGUAUCAACCUUUUAGAGAUUCGUGGAUUCAAGCAAUAGGAGCAUUUUUA